Iphiclides podalirius (scarce swallowtail) is the source of this 276-nucleotide messenger RNA. The record is from the annotation of a GenBank genome assembly. NCBI's taxonomy places the organism in Eukaryota, Metazoa, Arthropoda, Insecta, Lepidoptera, Papilionidae.
AUGGAAAUUGGACCUUGGUUCGGUUGCGCGGAGAGGUGUUUCGCGAUCGGUGCGCCGCGGUCUCAGUGGGCGCGGGGCGCGCGGGCGGACGGCAUCGCGGCGAGGGCGGGCGGCGACUGGGCGGGCGGCGCGUCGGCCGCGCGCGGCGCACUGCCGCCGCCGCCGCCGCGACGCCGCCCCGCGCCCCUCGCGCCCCCACCCCGCGCGCCCCCCACAAACUUUCUCGCGGCCCCGGCCCUAGGCUGGCCUAUGCACUCUGGCCCUUCAGAUGCCCUA